Molecule: messenger RNA, 234 nt
Organism: Knipowitschia caucasica
Lineage: Eukaryota; Metazoa; Chordata; Actinopteri; Gobiiformes; Gobiidae
Source: the annotation of a GenBank genome assembly
AUGCUGGACUGGGCAGCUCUUGCAUUGGUGAAGGUGAUCAUGUCCCUCCUGGCGGCAGAGCUUUGGUUGCGAGACAUCGAAAUGGGUCGAAUCCUGGGUGAGCUGAGGGCCCCAGAGUUGGGAACAGAAGGGCAGCUGCUGGUGAAACAGGCCGUCGGGAUAAUUUCCUUCUGUCUGAUCCCAUUCUCCAGUGGCUCAGAGAAAAGAAUACCAGUACAAACUCCUCCUCCUUAA